AGAUAUUAUGACAGGCGAAAGAACUAUGUCUAAUCAAAUGGGUACUGAAAUUACAGAAUAACAAUUAUAAAAUCUUAUGGACAGUUUUGAAUGGGGUAGAAGAAUUCAUUUUAACUAAUGAAAUUUGU
This is a messenger RNA of Paramecium sonneborni, 128 nucleotides long. Lineage: Eukaryota; Ciliophora; Oligohymenophorea; Peniculida; Parameciidae. The record is from the annotation of a GenBank genome assembly.